AUGGGCUGGUUCUGGGGCGCCACCGCAGACGACAAGAAUUCCUCCGCCGACCCCCUCCGCAACCUCGACCCCAACAACCGCUACGCCCACCUCUGGAAAACCUACACCCCCCAAUCCGCCAUCGAAGCGGCCUCGAAAUCCGACUCCGAGAAGAUCGCCGACGUCCUCGAGGGCUACAAGUACCGCAAAGCCGAGAUCGGGCGCGCGGCGCUGGAGAACUGCGCGCUGGAGCAGUGGGAGGUGAAUGAGUGUUUCUCGAAUGGCGGGGUCAAGGCGCGUCUCACGAUGUGUCGGACGGAGAAUAAGAGUCUGGAGCGCUGCGUGGAGAUGCAGCAGAAGUUCCUGAAGGCGCUGGGGUACCUGAGUACGUUUGAUAGGGGGAAAGAUGUGGAUGAGAAGAUCCAGAUGCAUGCUGAUACGCUGUAUCACCGUAUGUUGGCCCAGGAGAAGGCGGUGCAGGAGGCGGAGAAGGAGGGGAAGGAGAUGCCGAAGUUCGCGCCGCUGUUGGGGAAGGGUGGGAGUUCGGUUACUGCGGUAACUGCUGCAGAGGCGGCGGCGGCGAAGGAGCAGGCGCCGGAGAUACCGAAGACGAGCCCGUUGGCGAAAUUACCGCUUGAUAUCCAGGCGCAGAUCAAGGAGAAGCUCGAGGGCUUGACGGGGAUCGAGCGCGAGUUGCAGGAGAAGGCGUUGGCGGCGGAAGUGUCAGCUGGGCAGGAGGUGAAGGCGAAUUUGAAGGAUAUUUAUAAAGAUUCGAACGCGGAGAGGCAGAAGAGGGUGGAGGAGGGGAAUGAGACCAUUGUGGAUCGGGUUUCGUCGAUUUUGGGGGGUUGGAAGUAGGGGGUGGGAUAGCUGUAUGAUAGGCUGGUGGAUGGGAAGGCGCGAUGCUCUGUAUGAUUGGGAUGGGAUGUGGUGUACGAAAAGGGGAGUUGGAUCUGAGCGCUGCUAUUUAUGUGUACAAAUAAGGAAAAUAUACACCCAACAUUCUCCCUCGUGCCCAAUCCCGACAUGCCGUGUGAAAGCUACGAGUAUCCUGCGCCUCGCCAUAUAGAUUCACACUCAUUCAUUGCCAAACGUAGCCUCAACAGAAACAG
Pseudogymnoascus destructans is the source of this 1091-nucleotide messenger RNA. RefSeq lists its product as uncharacterized. The transcript is spliced from 2 exons. NCBI's taxonomy places the organism in Eukaryota, Fungi, Ascomycota, Leotiomycetes, Thelebolales, Thelebolaceae. The coding region runs from base 1 to 837 and encodes 278 amino acids. The record is from RefSeq and is a predicted model, not a curated record.